AGUUCACGCCUCUGUAUGUGAGGGAGGCGAGGAGUAGUCGGCCACCGACACCUUUCUAGUCUCAAAACUAAAGGGGCAAAGGACCGCACUUUCUCGGGGACUGUGAACCCGGCCGAGGGCUAGGAGGCGGGAAGAAGCUGUGUGGGCGGGGUCAGGGGUGAGAGGUCAGAGGGCCGCGGCGGGAGGCGGAGCGAGCCGGAGGCGGAUGGCGGCGGCUCCCCAUCUUCAGCGGCUGAGGCGUUGAGAUCGCGACGCGGUCCGGCGCGUCUGGCGGAGCAAGGCGAGCGUCGGGCGCUCCCAACAUGCACAGCCUGGCGACGGCUGCGCCUGUGCCUACUGCACUGGCUCAGGUGGAUAGAGAGAAGAUCUAUCAGUGGAUCAACGAGUUGUCCAGUCCUGAGACAAGAGAAAAUGCUUUGCUGGAGUUGAGUAAAAAACGAGAAUCUGUCCCUGACCUUGCACCCAUGCUGUGGCAUUCAUUUGGUACAAUUGCAGCACUUUUACAGGAAAUUGUAAAUAUUUAUCCAUCUAUCAACCCACCUACCUUGACAGCACACCAGUCUAACAGAGUUUGCAAUGCUCUGGCAUUGCUGCAAUGUGUGGCUUCACACCCAGAAACCAGGUCAGCAUUUCUUGCAGCACACAUCCCACUUUUUUUGUACCCGUUUUUGCACACUGUCAGCAAAACACGUCCAUUUGAAUAUCUUCGGCUCACCAGCCUGGGAGUUAUUGGGGCCCUAGUAAAAACAGAUGAGCAAGAGGUAAUCAACUUUUUGCUGACAACGGAAAUUAUCCCUUUGUGUUUGCGCAUUAUGGAAUCUGGAAGUGAACUCUCUAAAACGGUUGCCACAUUUAUCCUCCAGAAGAUUCUCUUGGAUGACACUGGGUUGGCUUACAUAUGUCAGACUUAUGAGCGUUUCUCCCAUGUUGCCAUGAUCUUGGGUAAAAUGGUCCUGCAGCUGUCCAAAGAGCCUUCUGCCCGUCUGCUGAAGCAUGUAGUAAGAUGUUAUCUUCGUCUCUCAGAUAACCCCAGGGCACGUGAAGCACUCAGGCAGUGCCUCCCUGACCAGCUGAAGGAUACAACCUUCGCCCAGGUGCUAAAAGAUGACACCACCACGAAACGCUGGCUUGCACAACUGGUGAAGAACCUGCAAGAGGGCCAAGUCACCGAUCCCCGGGGUAUCCCCCUGCCCCCUCAGUGAUCCUCCCCUGUUCCCUUCCACUACUCCCCAAGUUGGGGAACGGAGGGACAGCCACGAGGAAAACAGCUCAGGUUUUCUCACCGACCGGUAAUAGACAACCUCAAUGCUGAACCGCACUGGAGAGAGGGGCACAGUCCCCCUGCUGAGGUGUAUGGGCUGCCAUCUCAGGCUGCCUUGAGGACCUGGGCCCCUCUGCUAUGCCCAGGAAAUGGGCUCCUGACAACAGCAGUCUGCUACCACAGCCCCAGGAGGGUGUCAACACCAGCAAAUGCUGUGUUUGCAGCAUGCCCAAGAUGACCCUUCUCCUCACCCCUACCUAGCCACUGGGAGGGAGAGGAGACUGGUGGGAGCAGCGGCACUCUAGGCAUGGUGAAUGCCUGGGACCAAGCCACGGGGCGUUUUAUUUUGCCUUCCUGGAAGACUAGAGAUGUGUCUCUUCAUUCUCUAUUUGUUUACUUUGUUUUUUUUUUUUUUAAUUUUGUUUUGUUUUUAAUCUCAGAGAGGUGUUUUUAAUGGGCAUAAGCUGUAAAAUUCAGCUAAACUUUGUCAAUUGGCACUGUUUACAAGACUGUUAGCUGCAUAAGCUCAAUAAAAGUUGGUCUGGGCAUUACAUCCCCUCUGACAGACCAAUAACUGCAUUGAGCAGUUGUGAGGAGUGGACGGCAGGGGCAAGUUGUAAAGCCAAAUGACAGCAGGCCCCCACCGCCUGCUCCCCUUCCUUCUCUUGCUUCUCCCCCAGGCCUGGAUCCCACGGACCUCACCCUGCUUUCUGGCUUUAGCUGCUAGCUUUUCCAAAUCAGUACUUUUUCUUUUGCCACUUGCUCAUUAGGCCAUCCUGUACUGGGCAAGAGGGGUGGCAGCGGCCCUCACUAUCAAUCCAAGUCUUCAAAGAUGUCUUUUGGGUGACUUUUACAGGGAGGUGCCUGGGAUUUACAGUUAUAGGCAACUUAAUCCCACUCUGUUUGAGUGUGCAUUUCAGUAGCUCCAUCUGUCUUCAUGAUUGUAUUUGCAGCAGUAUUAGCUAAAUGAGUUCAUUUUAUUCAGAUUUAAGAUGGAGGGCUGGACUCUACUCACUCAGUUUGGUCUUUUUUUCUUUUUUUUUUUUUUUUUUUUUUAAUAUAUAUUUGUCUUGUGGUUUUUGUGAACUACAGGGUUGCCACUAAAAUUUUUCACUGGUUCAUGUUGUGCCAGAGAAUUCCCUUUCUUUGGAGCUUUAGGUAGCUCUGGUCACAAUCCACAGGCUUGAACCUGUAACAUAAACUGCCUUGCUGUCCCCCAGUUCUCCUGCUAGUACUUCUCUUUCUUCUCUUCUCUUCUCUUCUCUUCUCUUCUCUUCUCUUCUCUUCUCUUCUCUUCUCUUCUCUUCUCUUCUCUUCUCUUCUCUUCUCUUCUCUUCUCUUCUCUUCUCCUCAUCCCAUCUCCAAAGAUGGGUCGCUAAUCCAGCUCUAGAAAGAGCUAUCCACAUGUCACACAAUUGCAACUGUCUGAACAGUUCUGGGAGAGUGUCCAGCGCAGGCUCAGAAACUGCGGAAGCAGUUUUGCCAACACAAGGGCUCUUUCAAGCCGACACAAAAGGAGCUGGCCCUGUUUGUUGGCUUCUGUCUCUUUAGUGCCAAGAAACCAGUCCUUCAAGAGUCUAGAUGCAGCAAGGGCAGAAUAAGCACUUACUCCCCUGCCUUCCAAAAAUGAAAGCAGGCCAGCUCUCAGCAGCCUGCAGAGGAGGAAUCUAGGCAAAAGGGAAGAAGAGCACAGAUGGACAGCAUAGACAUCCUGACUCCCUUCACCGCAGUCUGUGAUCUGGAGAGUCCAACUAGUGUAACCCUGAUUUUUGAAAGCUAGCUUCUUGCUGCUUUCAUCUGUUUUUCAGAUGAGCCAAAGUUUUCUUGUUCUCCUUCCACUUAGGAAGCAGCUGAGGCCCAGGGCCUUGCUCCCUGAGAAACUCUCUCCAUCUCUCGGUGCAUUGGCCACGUGCCUGUGCCAAUAGUGUCUUAACUCUUGUCCCAUCUAUGCUCAGCUGGCCUCAGAACCUAUGGAUGAAUUGGUGGGGGUGGGAUGGAAUGAGUGUUACUCCUUGUAGUUGACCUUGAUGUUGUAUUAUAUGAAGAAACCCCUCUC
Molecule: messenger RNA, 3317 nt
Organism: Ochotona curzoniae (black-lipped pika)
Lineage: Eukaryota; Metazoa; Chordata; Mammalia; Lagomorpha; Ochotonidae
Gene: CNOT9
Product: CCR4-NOT transcription complex subunit 9
Exons: 8
Coding region: 303-1202 (299 amino acids)
Biological process (GO): mRNA catabolic process; negative regulation of translation
Cellular component (GO): P-body; CCR4-NOT core complex; CCR4-NOT complex
Source: RefSeq, a predicted model, not a curated record